AUGCAAACUCCAUCUACUAUAACUAGUAACACCAUGGAAAAGGAGCCAGAGGUUAACGUCUCUGUCACAGGAGAAAAGCUCCAGACUAUCAAUAGCCAUGACACUAAUGCCAUAGGUUACGAAUUAUACGAAAAAGCCCAGGAAAUUUACUCAGAUGAAGAAGAAGAGAGCAAAAAGUACUCUCACGUUUUGAAAAAAAUUGAUCGCAGAAUCAUACCCAUACUUUGUAUCACAUACACUUUGCAGUUUUUGGACAAAUUGUCACUUAAUUAUGCUGCCGCGUACAGCCUAAAAGAGGAUUUGAACCUUGUUGGACAAAGAUACUCGUGGGUCGCAGCAAUCUUUAAUUUUGGUUACUUGUUCUGGGCCAUGCCUGGUAAUUACAUUGUGCAAAGAGUUCCAGUUGCCAAAUAUACGGGAUUUAUGCUUUUCUCUUGGGCUAUUAUCUUGGUAGGCCACGUUGGAUUGAAAAACUAUGGUGGUGCAUUGGUAAUCAGAUUUAUAUUGGGAAUGUUUGAAGCGAGCAUCAGUCCCUCGUGCAUGGCCAUAUGUGGCUCAUUUUACACUAUAAAGCAACAACCGAUUAGAAUGUGUAUAUUCUUAUCAUUCAAUGGUGUUGCCACAAUGGUUGGUGCAUUACUUGGAUUUGGAUUGGGCCAUGCUACGAAUGCAAGUAUCAAGCCUUGGAAAUUGAUCUUUUUGGUGAUUGGAUUGUUAAACCUUGUUUGGUCUGGCAUGUUUCUUUGGCUCUGUCCAGAUUCGCCUGAGAGAGCCAAGUUUCUCAAUGAAGAAGAAAAAGCCGUAUUGGUCAAUCACAUUGCAAAAAACAAUCAAGGUAUGAAGGACCACCAUUUCAAAAAGUACCAAGUAUGGGAGGCAUUGCAGGACUCUGUGGUGUGGAUGUUGGCACUUGUUGGACUUGGAUGUGGUGUCAUUAAUGGAGGUUCGUCGAAUUUCGCCUCGGCAUUGAUUAAAGGUUUUGGGUUUUCGGGCUUGCAAGCCACAGCAUUACAAUUGCCUACAGGUGCAAUUGAGCUCGUCAUGGUUGUUCUUGGUGGAAUUGUUGCAUUUGCAAUAAAGAAUACUAGAUGUAUUGUAUUGUUUGUAUUUUGCAUUGCACCACUUGGCGGUUUAAUUGGCUUGCAUGUCAUCCCUUUGUCUAAUAAGUGGUCACUUGUUGGCUGUGCUUGGUUGCAAUUUAUCAUUGGCGGACCAUUUAUCAUGUCCUGGAUCUUGCUUAAUGCAAAUGUUUCGGGAAGUACGAAAAGAACCAUUGCAAACGGCUUUUGGUUCACACUUUAUGCCGCAGGAAAUAUCAUUGGCGCCAAUAUCUUUAUCGCCGAGCAAGCACCAAGGUACAGAUCCGGUAUAAUUGGGUUAUUAACCUCAUACUGCGGAAUCAUGGUCUUGGCGAUAUUAAUGGCGCUUGUUAUGAUACGUAGAAAUAAAUGGAAAAGAGCUGCACAAGUUGGGGUUAGCGAAGAAGAUAGAAAACAAGAAGCUAUACUUGCUGGAUUUAAGGGCAUGACUGAUUUUGAAAACCCGGGUUUUAGAUACUCUCUUUAA
Molecule: messenger RNA, 1566 nt
Organism: Lodderomyces elongisporus
Lineage: Eukaryota; Fungi; Ascomycota; Pichiomycetes; Serinales; Debaryomycetaceae
Gene: DAL7
Product: Dal7p
Exons: 1
Coding region: 1-1566 (521 amino acids)
Biological process (GO): transmembrane transport
Cellular component (GO): membrane
Molecular function (GO): transmembrane transporter activity
Source: RefSeq, a predicted model, not a curated record